AAAUAAUUGAGACUUUGAAAUAAAAACCAAUUUUGAAAAUCGAAAUGCUUUUCUGUCCAUGUUAAUGUUUACAGACCGUCAAGUGCGUUAUCAGCAUGGAAAAGGUCCUUGUAAUGUUUUCAUAUUAGAUACAUCUUUGAGUCUGGGAAUAGAAGGAUUUAUACAGAUGAGAAAAACGUUUUCUACCAUAAUUGAUGAGUUUGCAAAGCAUUUAGACGUUGAUGAGAACGUCGCAGUUAUUGUCUGUGGACUACAAACGAAGGUUCAUCGGUAUUAUUCCAACAAUUAUGAUGAUAUAAAACAUUCUCUAGAUGACGUUGAGUUUGGUGGACCGUCUCCUCUAACAGCGGCAUUUUUCCUUUCAAUUGGAUGUGUUCAAGAUGGUGCCGGUCAUACAUAUAAAAUGGGGGCUUAUGAGGUUUAUCCAAGAAUAAUUCUUAUUUCGGAUGGAAGACCAACUGACUUUACGAAUUUUAUUGAAUCGGAUCGUUACGGUGAAGAGUCUCCGCACAAUAACACUGAACGACACAUAAAUUUUUUGAUGCAGUUGACGAGAAAAAUAGGCAGGACACAUCCAAUAUUUUGCAUUCCUGUGGGAAGAGACCCUGAUAUUACAACAUUAGAAACUAUAAGUGCCGAGUCACGAGGAGGAAAGAUAGUUCAUUCAGACGAUGCUGCACAAUUCGCCAAAUAUUCACAAAAUAUAAGAACGGCGUCGAUGUUGUCUUUUGCUGUGGAGAAUGAUGGUGAUGACCAAGAAAGAGUUAUGAUGUCCCUUGUGUGUACGUUUCCCGACAGAGUGUUUACAGAAAAAGAUCAGAAGGACAUACUUGAGUUAUGUUCAAGAAAAUCAUCAUUUUUGCCACCUGAUGAGAAAGAGGAGGUCGGUACUGAUACGGAAGUUCUCUUUGAGGAAAAAAACCCUCAUAUGCCUCCAUUGGGUUCAAGGGUAAAACGAGGACGAGACUGGCGUUAUGAGAAUCAGGAUAACUAUGGUCCUGGUACCGUUAUUGGGCACUCUAAAAUGGAGGAGUGGCUGAUUGUAGAAUGGGAUACUGGAUCAAGGCGGCCUUAUAGAUUUGGAACUACGGGUACACCAUCGGAUAAAUACGAUGUAGAGCUAUGCUGUGAACCACGUGUUUUGUUCAACGAAUUGAUUGGUACAGGCUGCCUUGUCACCAGGGGGAAAGACUGGAUUUGGGGAAAUCAGGAUGAAGGUGCAGGAAAUAUUGGUUCAGUUUUGGUAUUUCAAAGCUUUGGAGCAGUACUUGUGCGAUGGCCGCAUGGAUUGAUAAAACAAUACAGAUUUGGACGUGAUGGAUGCUUUGACCUUGAAAUAAUUGACCCAUUCUCGCCGGAGGCUAUGAAACAUCUCAAAGAUCAAAUGCGGAAAACUGUAUCUAAUCACAUUAGAGAGGCUCGAUCGGAUGCCACAGAGGAUUUUGAAAAACCAUCAAGUUUCUCCUCUAAACCGCGUGUGGAAUGUGAGAAAACGCCAAACGUUGACUUGUUAGAUAGCCCAAUUCUUCCUGUUAUAAAAGGAAGAUACUUCAAGAAUAAUAAAGCCUUGGACAAAUCAGCUGAUAUUGAAAUAGAUGGCCCAAUAUUUACACCUGCAAUAAAACAGUGGUGGUGGAAAGACGGUGAAGGAAAAUGGCUUCCAUUUCCAAAAGAGGAAAAUAAAAGGAUAAACAAAUGUUACGAACGUUAUCCAAAAUCAACUGUUGUUGUCUCAAUCCAAAACCAGUCUUACAGGGUUGUGAUGGCAAAAAACUUAGUGAUAAAUCUGACGACAAAAAAUGUUUUCCAGAUAAAACUCCUAAAACACGGGUCAAGUCCGUGAACAAAAGCCAACAAAUUCAACAGUAUUAAAUCCAAGAAGCGUGGUUUAAGAGAAAUUUGAAAUAAGUGUUAUACUUGCUUUUUUAUUGAUUUGUUCGCCUUUUUUUGCUCAACAAUCUUCAUCAGUAGAUGAGAUUAAAAGAGACUUCUUACAAAUUAGUUUUCAGACUUUACACUCAUGUGAUUUAGAGCAAAAACUUUUAUCUAAUAUGUGGUCACACUAAAGCCAGAUAUUGUAAAAUCAAACUAUUUAUACAAGAGUAAUUUUGGCCCCCGACGUUUUAUCCAAAAAUGACCUUGUAAGCGCUCUCAUGCCUACAAAUUUUGACGGAUUUUCAUUAAAUUUAUACCAAAUGUUUAUACCACUAUUACCUUGGUCAAGUUCCUAAAUCAGCCUUGGUCGAUAGACUUGAUACUAGUAUACUGCUUGACCGGCGGGGGACCCAGGAAUUCUAUUCUUGUUAAAAAGAUAUUUUUCCUGCUUGAUAUAAGGUAUGGUUUAUUUAUAAAUUACCAAUUAUCAAUUACUGUCACAUGGCACAAAUAAUCGAUUUAAGACUAUUCCUGUAUGUACGACCCUUAAAUUUAUGGAAGCUCAUAAUCACAUUAUUAAGGUAUGUGAAAGGAAUUUCUUUGUACUUCACCUGUCACAAUAAACGUUAAUUCUUAUAUCCUAAUGAUACAAUAGGUAAAUCUGAAGUUAUUCACACAUUUGUUUUCAGCUGUACCUUCUCUUUAAUGAAAAUAUGAAGGAAAUGAAACAUUUUACUUUCGUUUCAUUUGAUAUUGUUUAAACAUUAAUUUUGACUCCUUUAUUUUAUUGAAUAUUGUUUAAAGAAGUGGCAAAAAAAAAAAAUGUUUAAACAUAUUGUGGUCCGCUUUCAACAAAUGAAUAUACUGUAGCAUUGCGAUUUUUAAAACACACACACACACACACUAAUCGCUAAAGUUUUUUUUCAUUUCAUAAAUAUCAUUUUUUCCUCUUUAGGUCCAUUUUGUUGUAUUCUAGAUCAUUUAUAAUAAUUUGUGUUUCUUUGAUGAAUGAAAUGUAUUUUACUAUAUUUUUUUUCAUUUUUUUAGAUUAGCAUAUUUUGAUCAUGAAUACGCUGUAAAUUAUUCAAUAUCAAUUCAAUGUAAGAAUCAAUGAUUUACAUAAGGGUCUGGCCACGGAUAGUCACCAAUUUUAUUUAUAUUUUAUACAUAGACACACCUAGGUGUAAAACGCAAAAAUACAUUUAAAAUUGCUUGGGGUAACCGUUGCCAUGGUAACCGAGGCUAAAGAUGGAAAAAUAGCAAAACUUUCCUACUUUAAAGGCAUUUUAAAAGGUUUUGUCCAAUAAUAUAAACAAAAUCAUAAACAUGGCAAAACAAAUAUGUAUCAAAACAGAAAGCAACCUUUCUCCUAUUGUCAAUUCUAAUUUUAAUGAAGAAAUUAAUUAAGAAACGAAUACUCUCAAAUGUUACCAUGGAAAUCGUUAAAAAAAAAUUGAAAUCGGAAUUUUACAAAUUUUAAUAAGCCGAAAUUUUAACAGCCUUUCAAUGUCUGUUCAAUAAAUAUUUUAUAUACGAAAAUUGACACCCGUUGCUAUGGUUACAAGAAAUGGGAACAACUGAAAAAUUUAAGAUGAUUUUAAUCAGCUGAAACUCCAGAUUUUUAAUUUUUUAGCAUUUGUUUUCGUUGAAAUUUGUACAGAUAUGCCUUUAUUCUUAUCAUAUACCACAAAAGGCUUUUUUAUGCAAAAAAGUACCAUUGCUAUGGAAAUUUAACUUGACAUGUGAAAAAUAACCAUUUUAAAAUUGUUCACCUCAUUACCAUGGCAUCUGGUCUCAGUUUUAAAUAUGCGUUUCUCUAUAAAAAGUUUUGUAAAAUUACAAAUUUUCCAAUAAUAUAUUUAACCCUGGGAAGCAUAAGUUGUGCAUAUCACUUACAAAAUCAUCUCAAAUUAGCAUUGGAUUGCCAUUUUUACAACUUUACUCUUUCUCUUA
Magallana angulata is the source of this 3828-nucleotide messenger RNA. RefSeq lists its product as uncharacterized. Lineage: Eukaryota; Metazoa; Mollusca; Bivalvia; Ostreida; Ostreidae. The record is from RefSeq and is a predicted model, not a curated record. Gene Ontology annotation, cellular component: cytoplasm. Gene Ontology annotation, biological process: protein ubiquitination. The coding region runs from base 59 to 1843 and encodes 594 amino acids. Gene Ontology annotation, molecular function: metal ion binding; ubiquitin-protein transferase activity. The transcript has 14 exons.